AUGAACAUGUCAACAGAAGCUUCUAACACUUCCGUGGCAAACACAAGUUUAUCGUCAGCCAUAUUUUUUGAUAACAUCACUUCCGGUUCCAACACAACGUCUACUGUUAGUUCGAAUUCGGGACCAUCGAUAUACGACUAUGGUGAAUACUGGGCUGCACUAUACAUUAACAAAUAUUAUCUUUACGUCAUAGUGGCCAUCGGGUUACCAGGCAACCUUGCCGCUGUUGUGACGAUUUGUAACAUGCGUCCACUGACGUCAUCAUCCAUGUAUAUGGUUGUUCUGGCCGUUGUAGAUAGUAUUAACCUGGGUUUGAAGAUCCUUUACCUCCAACUGACAUUACACGAUGUACAAAUGGGUCAUAACGGCUGUAAAGUCAUGUUUUUCUUUGGAACAUUCUUCAUGCAUUAUGCCAACUGGAUCUUAGUUGCCAUGACUAUUGAGCGUUUCCUGGCGAUAUGGCUACCUCUGAAAGUGUCCGAGCUGUGUACGCGAACCCGCGCGAUGUUUGUAAUGGGUCUGAUAGCCGUGCCACUCUUAGGACUCAAUCUACACUUUUUCUGGUCGACCCUCGAGGUUUGGGACGACUACUACUCAUGGGAUUGCCAGUUCAGGUCUGAAUUUGAGUACUUUAUGACCAAGUUAUGGUACUGGAUAGAUGGCGCUGCUUACAGCCUGAUCCCUUUCAUCAUUCUUGUGGUCUUCAACAUCCUCAUCAUCGUCGGCAUCAAGCGAGGACAUCGGGGAGUUAUCAGUAAGAUCGACAAAACUCGUAUGACUGAGAAAAUGAAACAACAACAGCAAAUCACGAUUAUGUUGAUCACCGUGUCUUUGGUUUUUGUCAUUCUUACAAUGCCAAAUUGCGUUUUUUUCAUCUUUCAAAACUACUGGGAUUACACCGCGACCCUGCACGAAUACGCCCGAUAUUUUCUCUUCUAUCAGCUCGUGUUUGUCCUAUCCGAUUUUAAUCACGCCAUCAAUUUCUAUCUGUAUUUUCUCAGUGGUAAGAAGUUCAGAGCAAGAUUUCACGCUAUCAUCUGUAUCUGUCGCCGGAAACAGAUCAGUCGUCGACUUGGAACAACCAUCUCGCACAUGGCGUCUACUCGGAUGUCGGCCACGGAGAUGGUAAACGGACACUCUCGGAGGCCUCCCGAAAGGACAGUGCCACCAAACAGCAAUGGAACGAAUACGCCGGUAACGUUUAACGAAAUUUGUGAAUCGAAAAACGAUGAAGGAAAACUAACAGAAAAUGAAUACAUGUAA
Messenger RNA from Ylistrum balloti, 1263 nucleotides. Its product is annotated as thyrotropin-releasing hormone receptor-like. The coding region runs from base 1 to 1263 and encodes 420 amino acids. Gene Ontology annotation, molecular function: G protein-coupled receptor activity. The transcript has a single exon. Gene Ontology annotation, biological process: G protein-coupled receptor signaling pathway. Gene Ontology annotation, cellular component: plasma membrane. The record is from RefSeq and is a predicted model, not a curated record. Lineage: Eukaryota; Metazoa; Mollusca; Bivalvia; Pectinida; Pectinidae.